Messenger RNA from Mucor velutinosus, 1719 nucleotides. RefSeq lists its product as uncharacterized. Gene Ontology annotation, cellular component: nuclear chromosome. The record is from RefSeq and is a predicted model, not a curated record. Gene Ontology annotation, biological process: positive regulation of transcription by RNA polymerase II; meiotic cell cycle. Lineage: Eukaryota; Fungi; Mucoromycota; Mucoromycetes; Mucorales; Mucoraceae. The transcript has 4 exons. Gene Ontology annotation, molecular function: DNA-binding transcription factor activity; DNA binding. Bases 1 to 1719 code for a protein of 572 amino acids.
AUGACCAGCUAUAUCCCUUUACCUUACUCCUCGUACAAUGGAGAGUACCAGCCUCAAUCAGAUCCUUCGUCAACCAGUGAAACUUCAUCUCAACCUGUCCUACCAGUAUCACCACCUUUGCAACAAGGAUUAAUGUCGAUCUCGCAGCCUGAGACUCCGCGCCCAGAUUCAACGGCCCAUACGCCUCCUCCUCCUACUUCAUCUGCAUCAUCAUCAAAUGACAAAUUAGCUAUUUCACCCAAUUUGAUCCGCAGAAGACCACCUAUUCCUUUGAAGCAUGCCAACUUUACAACGACAACAUUUCACUCAAAUCCUUAUCCUAGUGCUGGCCCAAUUAGAAGAAGACGAACAGAAUCCAUCUUUUCAUUUGAAAUGGGUCCUGCUUUCACUAGCACCAAGCAAUUGCAUGAUUUGUACAGUAUGGAUCAGUCGAACAGUUAUCAAGUGCAACUUCACGCUAAGAUGGAUCGAGGUUUUUUCAGAGCAGAUCAAGAUUGGACAUGUUAUCGCAGAAACUAUUUUCAAGUCAGUUCAACAUUUGAUGUCCAUGGCAUGAAUUACAUGAUUCAAGGUGCCGAAGUACCUUGCUUGCUGAGAAAAUCACCAGAUUCACAAGAGUUGCUUCAAGUUGAUUAUUUCUCUAUUGGAGUGUGUGCUCGUGUCACCAACAAUGACAAAAAGAUUGAGCUAGUCCAGCAUACACCCAAAAGAGAUAAGGGCCCACAGAUCAUUCCUGAACCAAGACCUGUAAGAGCUGGAGGAAACUUACAUCUUGCUUCAGUAGGCUCCAAUCACAACAUUGUUACAUUUGAAAGAUUGCAAUUCAAGACUGCAACUGCUAAUAAUGGGAAAAGACGAGCUGCUCAGCAAUACUAUGAAAUUGUCGUUGAUUUAUACGCCAAUUUCCCAAGAGAAGAGCCUCUACGUGUUGCUACUUGUGUCUCUGCUCCUUUGGUGGUUCGUGGACGCAGCCCUGGUCAUUACGCAGACUCACAUACUCGCUUCAAGCACAUGGAUACAGACUCUUCUAUUUCAAAUGAACAUAUAUCUCCUGUGCCAAUGGGCGCUUCACUGCCAACAAGUAUGUCUGCUUCAUCUACGACAAAUGGCAGUAGUGUAAACGAAGACAGAUUUGCAUACAAUGCCUCUUCUCUUCCACCACCCCCACCACCAUUAUCAUCAUUGACCACCAAUGGCAGAGCAAACCCUAUGGAUCACCAUGCAUCUCCAAAUCAUAGAUACACUAGUCUACCCAACUCACCCGUCAGUGAUUUUGGAUACUCGCCUUACAGCAACUAUACGUAUUCUUCAUUAUCUGGAUAUCCGCAUAUGAUGGGCCCACCUCAUGCUUCAGCUAAUGCUUCGAAUAUAUCGCCAUAUGCACAUGCAGCAUCCAUGAACAGCAACCCGAUGCCUAGUCCUUAUUUUCAAAAUGAUCAAUCACAUCAUCACCAUCCACCUCCACCUCCACCUCCUCAUAUCUAUGCUAAUGGGCCACCAGGUUUUCACAGUGAGAAAAUAAAGACUGAUAUGAAGCACGCUAAUUACUGGCAUCAAUCAAACGAGGUUCCAAGAAUGAAUCAUCCACAAGAACAUUACCCAAGUAAUGGCAACAUGUAUAUGAACUCGCCAGCAAGCAACCCUUACGGGCAUCCUCCUCAUGAAGAUACUCCUGGCAACGCCUACCCUUCUAGUCUUGACGCUGGUCGUCCUCAGUAA